CAAAAAUUCUUGUCAAAUAUACCUGUUACUGUUAAGAGUUAAAAAAGCCGGUUAAUUAUCAGCGAUUACAAUCUGUGUGUUACAAUCUCUUAUCAUACCAUAUACAAAUUCCCUCAUUGUUGAAACGAGAGAUAUAAUAUCAAAGGAACAUAAUUCUUCUUUAUUUUGUUAUUUUUAAGUGUUUAAUUAAAAAAUAAAUCAAUAAGAGUCAGAAAAAAUACUUUUAUGAAUUCUGUGUGAGUUAAUUUUGUUUAUAAAUAGGUUACUAUUAUCUGUUAUGGUUACAAACAUUGAGUCGGGAGGUUUUAUCAGUGUUGUUACUGUAACCUGAAGUAUGUUUAAUUUUAAAAGUAAUGUUUGUGUAAAUAGUUCUUUUAACCUUUGGAAUAUGAAAAAAUGAACCUUAUGUGGAUAAUAUGAAGUACUGUAUUUAUUAAUGUAAAGUAUAAAUCUUAGACAAUAUGUUAACUGUUUAUUACAUUGCGGCCACUUGGCUUCAAUCAUGGCGUAUAAAUUCUAUUUUACAAAAAAUUAAACUUGUUAAUCAAAAAAGUGGCACGAUUGUUGUUCAUCAUGAGUUGCCGCCUUUAGUGUUUAAGUCACCAGUUAUGAAACAAAAACUGGAAGUAACAAGUGUGCUAUCUGAACAGUGUAUCAACAAAAAGAAUGGGAAUAUUGGAGAUCUCUUGUGGUAUUCUUCAAAUAAAAGAAUUGCCACUAUUUAUCCAAAGCAAAUUUUGGACAUUUCUGGCUGGAUAUCAAUUAUCCCUGGAAGGACUCACCUGCCGAUUCAGUUAAUGGGACACAAAUUAGCCGAUGUGCUUGAAGAUAAUAAUAAACUUUUCCUUUUGGUCGAGGCGAAUUAUAAUACCUGCCAAUAUCGAAUCAACUCACCUUUGCUAGAAGUAGAAAAAUUUGGCAUCCCUUUAGCUUGGCAUGCGGCUGAAUAUGUCUCAUUGCUGCUCGAAUCUGACGAGUUGAGAUUUGCUUCAUUGUGUGUCACCUUUUCUCAGAACAAUUUUACUUUGGAAAAUGGAAUCCAAAUAGUGAGAAUACAGAGUGUAGAUGUAAUCGGAACACCUUAUAAAAUCUUAAAUGUCGGAACUGUUCCUGAAACAUAUGCUCCAUUAGGGCCAUGCUUAAACAGGCACCAGCGAAAGGAAAAUUUCAUGUCUCGCUGGAGAGCUCAUAUUUCGAUGUUGUGUACCUUUUGCGAAGCUGUAAGCCAAGUUAAAGAAACUCAGCAAGAGAUAUCCGUAAGGCAUCCAGGAUCAGGUGUCGGGGCUGUUAAGUUGGUACCUCGUAAUUAUGAGACUCAACAGACUGCCGCUGGAAGCAACAACUCCCUCCAGAACAGUAGUAGCAUUAUAGAAGAGAUACUGGAUGGCGAUUAUAACUCCGCCAUAACAGAGGAGAGCCCUAUUCCUUCGAGUAUUCCUUCUUUGUCAAGGAUGAGUACCACAGAUGUCGGAUCUACUACUCCCGUAUCUACUAGGUGAUGAGAAUUGCAAUUUAUAGUUUAUUGUAAUAUAUAAAUAUAUUGUCAUUAGGCGUAAUUAUAUUAACAGUUACCACUAACGUAGCUAUCACAAUUGAUAUUAAUAAAUAUAUUGUUAUGAGAUGUAGCAGAAUGAGAGAAAAGGCUAGAUGCUAAUACUGUAAAAAAAAAAAAAAAAAUGCAUACUAACAGUCGCUCUAACUUCUCUUGUAUUAGCUUUAAAUUCGCAGAGACCUGAUAGCCAGUUUAGGCCAUUGUAAUUUUGUGUGACUUCUAGUCAAACGCUUAGAUAUUUCUUUAAAGUAAAAAUAAAUUGUGUUUUUAUUUCAUAAAUAAAUUUAUUGCCAUUGAA
Molecule: messenger RNA, 1850 nt
Organism: Nezara viridula (southern green stink bug)
Lineage: Eukaryota; Metazoa; Arthropoda; Insecta; Hemiptera; Pentatomidae
Source: the annotation of a GenBank genome assembly